AUGGACAGUGAACUUCAGGAUACUAGUUUACUAAAACCAGAGACUGAAUUAAAAAAGAAACGCAAGAGGAGAAAUCGAGGAAAACAAACACGAAUGUCUGAUGAUGUCGAUAAUGGAUCAUCUGAUUCCAAUGUUGUUGAAGCGGAUGCACUGGACAACGCAAACUCAGAAGAAAUUAUAGAUUUAAUGACUAACAAGUGGGAAAUAGAUGACAGUCCACGCGUUAAUAACGAUAUAAACGAGAAUACUGAAUAUUAUGAAACACCAAUUGACACAAUCCAUUCGCAGAAUCCGUCAAGGGUUGAAACUGGUCAGCGCUUUUUCUCAGAUGCCAAUGACGAUGAAUAUUAUAGACGAAAAGAUGCAAAUUUGACUGCUGAUAAUAAUGUAAAUAUUUUUACUGGAGUAUCUCAGAAAACGAAUAAUGUAUUUACAACGUAUGAUGGUAUAGCGUCAAGUUGUGUAACAUCAAAUGAAAAUAUCACAAAAAUGGAAAAAUGUUCUAUCACUAGAUUAACUAGUGAAGACGUUGAGAAAUUAUAUCCCUCCACGUCCAGUGCCACGGAAACUGUACCACAACUAUAUAAUGCAAGGGCAUUACCCAAGGAGGCUAAAACUUAUGAAUUAGAAAAUUUUGACAGAAAUGUACUCAUAAUUUUUAAUCAAAAAGAUUUUGGGACACACCAGAGGCUGGGCACUGACGAAGACGUCAAAGCAUUGAAGAAGACGUUUGAAACUUUUAAUUUUGAUGUAUUACCGUACACAGAUCGAACGGUUGCUCAAAUAAAGGAAAUUCUUGAUGCCA
This is a messenger RNA of Manduca sexta (tobacco hornworm), 805 nucleotides long. RefSeq lists its product as uncharacterized. Gene Ontology annotation, biological process: proteolysis. The record is from RefSeq and is a predicted model, not a curated record. Gene Ontology annotation, molecular function: cysteine-type endopeptidase activity. The annotation marks the transcript as partial. The transcript has a single exon. NCBI's taxonomy places the organism in Eukaryota, Metazoa, Arthropoda, Insecta, Lepidoptera, Sphingidae.